AUGAAAAUUGUUAAGUGGACUCCUGACUUUGAUCCAAGUAAAGAACCACCUAUGGUUCCUAUUUGGUACAAGUUUUCAAGUCUUCGACUUCCUUUGUUUAAGAUGAAUGCCUUGUUUAACAUAGGAAGAGCCUUGGGCACACCUUUAAAAGUGGAUGCCCCUACUUAUAAUAAAUUCAGGCCAGCACUAGCCAGAAUACAAGUGGAUAGAGACAUCACCUUCCCUGAAUUGAAAAGAAUCUGGAUUGGCUCAGAUACUGAUGGAUUUUGGCAGGUCAUUGUCCCUGAACAAAAACCCUACUAUUGCCAACAUUGCAAAAUGUUUGGCCACACAGUGGAAAAGUGCUAUAGAUUAUAUCCACCAACCAAAAGAAAUGCUGGCAGGGAUCAUAAGGAAACAAGAAACACCUCAUUGAACGCCAUGGAAAACUUUGCUGAAGAAAUACAUCUGCAUAACAGGAAGGAUAACACCCAAAGAAUUGAGGAAACACUCCCAACCAUUAAAGCAAACUCUUCAUCAGAGGAUCCUUUAGGUGAGUCAUCAGAAGUUUCCCCCACAAACAGAAACACAGGGACUUCUCCAAUCAAAAUAGUUAGAAAGGAAAUCCAAGAAAUUACUAUAAUCACUCCUUCACCUUCCCCUCAUGAGGAAGGACAGACAGACAUUCAUGGCAAGGCUCCUGAGGAUCAGUUAUUGCUGGCAUUCGGCAGGCAAUAG
Molecule: messenger RNA, 717 nt
Organism: Phalaenopsis equestris
Lineage: Eukaryota; Viridiplantae; Streptophyta; Magnoliopsida; Asparagales; Orchidaceae
Exons: 1
Coding region: 1-717 (238 amino acids)
Source: RefSeq, a predicted model, not a curated record